This is a messenger RNA of Microdochium trichocladiopsis, 1376 nucleotides long. RefSeq names its product Alpha/Beta hydrolase protein. The coding region runs from base 105 to 1244 and encodes 379 amino acids. The transcript has 3 exons. NCBI's taxonomy places the organism in Eukaryota, Fungi, Ascomycota, Sordariomycetes, Xylariales, Microdochiaceae. The record is from RefSeq and is a predicted model, not a curated record.
UUGGAUUCCGGGUCAUCUCAAAAACUGCUGGUCGUCCUAUACCAGACCUAUCGCCAACACGAACGUCGUGACGGAUCAACGCAACACAGACACAUCCUUCCACAAUGGCCCGCCUCAGUCUUGCGCUCGUGACCGCCGUCGUCUCAGCCGCGGCCGUCUCGGCGAAGUGCUGCACAAACCUGACGGUUCCGGUGACCGUCUCUGCCCGCAACGGCAGGUUCAACCUGCAGCCGCCGGAAAACAACAUUGACGUGACCGACUUCAUCCUCAGGCUCGGGAAGCGCGGGGCUAAUUACACCCAACAAGUGCUCGAGGAGAUAUACACAGUCAGUGGCACAUACAACAUCGCGGCGACCUACUGCGAGCCGGCGGCGAACGAGCCCGGCUCUGUGCUCCAGGUCCUCACGCACGGCGUCGGCUUCGACCGGUCGUACUGGGACUUCCCCUACGCCAACUACAACUACAGCUACGUCAACCAGGCCCUCGCCAAGGGUUACAGCACCUUCAGCUACGACCGGUUCGGCAUUGGCGAGAGCUACCCCGGGUGUGACGCCGGCGCCGACCCGAUCAACGAGGUCCAGUCCUGGCUCGAGAUUGCCAUCCUCGAGCAGCUCACCACGCAGCUCCGCGAGGGCGGCCUGCCAGGGGUGUCGGCCCGGUUCGCAAAGACGGUCCACGUGGGCCAUAGCUUCGGCUCGAUCCAGAGCUACGCCCUCGGAGCCGCGCGGCCGGACCUCUCGGACGGCCUGGUGCUCACCGGCUUCACCCAGGUGCCCGACUACGUCGCCUACUUCCUGUACGGAGCCAACUUUGUGGGCGUCGACACCAUCCCCGGGCUCGCGGACAAGUAUGCCGCCGGGUACCUGGCGCCGCAGAACCUGACGGGCGUGCAGCAGAACUUUUUCGCCUCUGAGAACUUUGACCCCGCGGUGCUCGAGGCCGCGUACAAGGUCGGCCAGCCCGUCACGUAUGGCGAGCUGCUCACGCUGGGGGCUCCCGCGGGGGUUCCUUCUGCGUUUGAGGGACCGGUGCUGAUUAUCACUGGAGAUUACGACAUCCCCUUCUGCGGCGGCAACUGCACGACCCCAGACUCGACGUUCCUCGACGUGUCGGCCUCGCUGCUCAAGAACUCGUCGCACUUUGAGACCUUUGUGGUGCCAGAGUCGGGCCACGGCCUGAACCUCGAGUAUACCUGGCCGACGACGUACGGCAAGAUUCUCGACUUUCUGCAGGCCCAGGUCUAGAAAAAAAAAGAGAAUGGGCGGCGGGGGCGAUGAGAGGACGAGGGAUUGCGGAUGUGCAGAAUGUGUAGAUGGAGGAACGAGGGAGUGGAGAGAGGGGGCAGGCACAUAGGUUUGCGGUGGGCCUGGGUUGAG